Branchiostoma floridae (Florida lancelet) is the source of this 890-nucleotide messenger RNA. RefSeq names its product ubiquitin-conjugating enzyme E2 D4-like. NCBI's taxonomy places the organism in Eukaryota, Metazoa, Chordata, Leptocardii, Amphioxiformes, Branchiostomatidae. The record is from RefSeq and is a predicted model, not a curated record. The coding region runs from base 137 to 592 and encodes 151 amino acids. The transcript has 6 exons.
GUCAUACAUCCUCCCUAGCCAAAAGUAUAAGUACCCAUGUGGUCUUCACACGAAAACAAAAGCAGUUUGCAACUCCUCCUUUUCUUCCUAAUUUGUUGAACUAAGGCGUUGCACGUUGAAGACAGGGCUUUGAGUGAUGGAGAAGCAGUUCGCAACCAGGGUACAGAAGGAGCUUGCAGCCCUGAGGAAGUCCUGUCCUCUCGGUAUCCAGGUGUCGCUGCCUUCAGACAACCUGCAUGAGUGGGAGGCUGUCAUCCCUGGACCUGAGGAUUCUCUUUAUAAAGGUGGCAAGUUCAAGAUCCGCCUGCUUCUUCCUGAAAACUACCCCCUGGCACCUCCAGUUGUCCACUUCCUGACCCCCAUCUACCACCUGAAUGUGAGUCAGGUCUGUGGACAGGUGUGUCUGCGCUUCCUGAGUGAAGAUGAGUGGGUGGCAGGGGGAACUAUUGAACAGGUGCUGAGUGCCCUGUUCUCUCUCCUUAUCCGGCCAGAAGAGAACAAUGCCUUUGACCACGAUGUUCUCAACACCUACCACCAUUUCAGACGGCAGUACAACAAGAUGGCUUGCAACAGUGCUAAAAAGGCUAAAUAGGAACCAGAUAUUAGUCGGAAGAGUUUUAUAUGUUAAAGUAAAAGCCCAAUACUGCUUGUAUUGCGGUUUUGUUUCUAUUUGUUGUUUUUUCAUACCUAUGUAGUUGCUGUUAGUUUGUUUUUACAAAUUUAAUAGCUAUAUGAAAAUAGCAUAACAUAACAUAUGUUAAGUUUUUUCCUUUCAAAACAUCUUGUGGGGAACAUAUAUCAAGAUGGCCAUUGAGAAUUAGGUAGCUCUGGCAACUACAAUGUACCAGUAUAUGGUCUUUUUGAAAAAUAAACAAUCUUGACCAUAGUUU